Messenger RNA from Megalops cyprinoides (Indo-Pacific tarpon), 5473 nucleotides. RefSeq names its product nesprin-3-like. Gene Ontology annotation, biological process: nuclear migration. The coding region runs from base 135 to 4565 and encodes 1476 amino acids. The transcript is spliced from 19 exons. Lineage: Eukaryota; Metazoa; Chordata; Actinopteri; Elopiformes; Megalopidae. The record is from RefSeq and is a predicted model, not a curated record. Gene Ontology annotation, molecular function: actin filament binding. Gene Ontology annotation, cellular component: cytoplasm; nuclear outer membrane; meiotic nuclear membrane microtubule tethering complex.
GAAACGUAUUGGUACAUAAAGUGCGAUCACUUGUACCGUCAAUGUAAAAUUGUGUGUUUCGAGGACAUUGGUGACUGAUGCUGAUCAGCCUACAGUACUGAGUGACAUCGAAGUGAUCUGGGACCCCUCGCAUCAUGACACAGGAGGAGCGGGAUGCAUUUCUACAGAGUCUGGAGAGCGCCCUCUCCUGGAUAAAGGCAGUGCAGGAGAGACUGAGGGCCAAUGACAACACCCAGGGACCUAGGUCAGCACUGGAGACCAGGCUCAGAGAAACAAAGGCGAUCCGUGAGUCAGAGCAUGAGGGCUGGAUGAAGGUGGACAUGGCGAUGGUUGCCGCGGAGAACCUGCUGCGGAGCAGUGACGAGGAGGUGAAGAGCCAAACAAACAGCAGGCUGAAGGAGCUCAAAGCAUCAUGGGAGGAGACAUCCACUUACAUCACCCACUGCCACAGCCGGAUCGAGUGGGUGUGGCUGCACUGGGGAGAGUACCUGAGGGCCCAGGAGGAGUUUGAGGCGUGGCUGAUGAGGAUGCAGCGGGCUCUGGGGCCCCACCCAGAGCUGCAGCUGGGGGCCCGGGAGAAGCUAUGGCACCUGGAACACCACAAUGUCCUGCUGGCUGACGCCCGGGCCCAAGAGCCCCUUCUAGAGCGCCUGCUGGACGAGGCCGCCGCCCUCCACGAUCGCACCGAGGACCCCAGCUUGGCCCCCGAGGCCCGGGAGAGACUACAGGAUGCCUACAACCAAAUCAAAGACAGGGCAGAGGAAAGGGUGUUGUUGCUGCAGAAAAUUUCUGAGGAGCAUCGCUUGUUUGACUGCUCUGUGCACAAGUUCUGGGCAUGGCUGGAUUCCACGACUGAGGAACUAACCCGCUACCGUGACUUCCAUGACGCGCUCAAAAACACGUUCAGCCCCCGGCUUACAGAGGACACAACUGAACACCCCCGCCACUCUCUGGGCACAGGGGAUGCAUCGCAAAACGUGGUCCACCCUUUGCACGAGGAUGUAACCCAUAAAAAAAUUACUCAGCUCCCACACACAGAGGACACAGCCAUAAAAGUGCUCCACCCCCAGCACCCAAAGGACUCGCCCAAGAUGUUCCGCCCCCAACACCGAAAGGAUACGCCAGAAAGUGUGCUAUGUGCCCUGCAGGCACUGUGUGAGAGAGUGGACAGUGAGGAGAAGACGCUGAGGCACCUGAAGGGGCUGGCGGAGUCCGUGAAGGCCAACACGUCCCCGAAGGGAUCGGAGACGGUCACCCAAGAGAUGGAGCGGCUGUGGGUGUCCUGGGAGGGGCUGAGACAGCGCCUCCUUCUGGAGCAGGAGAGGCUGCGCACCACCCACCGCACCCAAGCGGAGUACACCUCCUGCUCAGAGAAGCUGCGGGCGGACACCUCCCGGCUCCGUCUGCACCUUAAGGAGCUGAACCAGCAGCUGGAAAGUGGAGAAAAGAUGGAGGAGGAGAAGGUCCUGUGGAGGAAGUACAUGGACGUCCGCAGAGCCCUCUCUGAAGAGGAGCCACACGUGGAGCAGCUGAAGGCCCAGCUCACAGAGCUGUUCCGCCUGUCCCCCAGCACCACGCCCGUCACCGAUCAGGUGCUGACUGUGCUGAAGGAGUACCAGAGGGUGAAAGGUAACGCGUUCAGGUUAUGGAUGGAGAAGGACACGGCUCUCAGACAAGCUUUGUUGGACCCACUCCGGGGCUUCAGCAGGUGGAGUCAACAGGUGACCCAAAUUCUGGAGGCAUCUGAGGAGGUGUCCGCGGCGUCCAACAUCCCCCAGCUGGUGCAGAACAUGGAGAAGCUGCUGAAGGACAGUCUGCAACUGAAGGAGCGUCUCAGCCAACUGCAGGUGCAGGAGGACCUGCUAAGCAGUGUGUUUGGCCCAGAGAAGGCAGACAGCCUGGGGGAGGAGCUAACAACUGCAGUGAGGGAGAGAGAGAAGCAGCACGACCUGCUGUGUCAGAGGAAGAGCCAUCUGCAGGGUUUGUUGUUGAACAUGAAGAACUUUGAGGAAGCGUAUGAGACCUUCGUGAAACGACUACAUCUUAUCAGGGAAAGAUUCAUCACCAUGGAUAAACUUCAGCCAGACAUCCACGCUAAGACCGCUCUGUCUGACCAGCUGAUGAUGAUCCUGAAGGACCUGGAGGAGUCUGAGCCUCACCUUACCACCCUUCAAAACCUGGCGUCAUCCAACCCUGCUGACAGGCACAAAGUCAGCCAGCUCUAUGCAGAGUGGAGGGACCUCUGUAAGGAUGUGAGGGUGAGGGUGGAUGAGAGCGAGCAGAACGUUGCGGAUCACAGGGGCUUCCAGGAGGGCCUGCUGGACAUGGAAAAGUGGCUGCUGGAGAUGAGGCAGAGACUGGAGUCCUUCUGCAGCAGGAGCGGGGAGUGGAGCCUCGAGAACAGGCAUAAGAAGGCUGAGAGGGCGCUGGGGGAGUUCCCAGAGAGAGAGCUGGAGCUGCGCAGAGUGGAGGCUCAGGGUCAAGGGGUGCUGGCCCAGACAUCAGAGGAGGGGAAAGGACCCAUCCUCCAGGACCUGCAGCAUCUGAGGGACUCCUGGGAAUCUCUGCACAUGCUCAGUCUUAACCUCUACAGAUUGCUGAAUGGUGAUGGAGUUGCUGGAGCUGAUGUCACAGGAGAAGUAGAUGGACAGAUUGGGACAAACAAGCAUAUGGGGCUGGGAGAAACAGAGGAGAACAUCAGAGCGAGUGAACCGGAACAGGGUUCAGAUUAUUCUGGAGGAACAAGCGGAAGGCAGAGAUUUGGGACAGGAGGAGAGGGGGAGCAGGUGAGGCAAGGUGGGGGGGUAGGAGCUGGCACAGAGCAGGGUUCCAGAGUUGAGGAGGGGGUUGAGGAGGUGUUAGGGACUGAAAGGAAAGGGGUAUCUAUCGGGCAGGGUGUUAAGGCUGAGGCGGGGUUAGGGUCUGGAGGGAAGGGGGUGGUUGCUGGGGAGGGUGUUAGGACUGGAGAGAAAUUAUCAUCUGGAGGGAAGGGGUUGAGUGUGGGCCAGGGUGCUAGAGCUGAGGAGGGGUUAGAGUCUGGAUGUGAAGGCACAGGUGAAGAACAGCCUGUCUCGUUUGGGUCGACUGGUGCAGGAGAUGAGGGUAUGUAUUUGAAACAAGGUGUCAGGGCUGAGGCGGGGGUUGGGGCUGGAGGUGAAGGCGUGGGGCAGGGUUUCAGAGCUGAGGGGGGUGUUGGGGCUGGAGAUGAAAAUAUGGGUUUGGGCCAGAGUGUCAGAGCAAAAGGAGGAGUGAAAGCUCGAGGUAAGAAAAAGGGCACAGGGCAGGCCUCUUGGCAUGAGUGGGGAAUUAGUACUGAAGGUGAGAGUAUGGGUUUGGGGCCGGAUGUCAGAGCUAAGGGGGAGUUAGGGGAUGGAUCUGAGAGUAUGGAUACUGAGAAGGUUGUCAGAGCUGAGGGGGCGUUUGGUGGUGAAGGAGAGGGGGUGUCUGUGGGACAGAGCGUCAGGGGGGACGUUAAGGGAGGAUUAGGGACAAAGGAUCAAGAAAUACACGUAAAGGAGGGAACCAACAGUGGAUGGGUAUUUGGCACUGGAAAUGAAGGUAUGGAGGAUGGAAGGGAUUUAAAACGUAAGGAAGGGUUAGAGGUUGGAUGUCAGAGUAUGGGUUUGGGACAGGAGGGUAAGGUUGAGGGGAGCUUGGGUCCUGGUAGACAACAUAAGCCUGGCAGUGUGUUGGAACAGAGGAGGAGCCCUGGCGGUGGUCAGAACACCCCACAAUCCGAUACAGAGAAGUCUUUGAGAGGGGAAGAACCCGAUGACAGCCGCUUUAAGUCUGGGAUUGAAGAAGUGGAUCUGGGAGGUAGACACAGUCAUAGCUAUGCUAAAGACCAAACGGAGGGAACCAUACAGCAGACUGACAGAGGAGGUACACAUGGAACAGCAACAUCCCAGUGGGGAUCAUUUAGUAAGGAGAGGGGAACAGCGGCAGGGGAGACAUCUCCCUCCCCAGGACUUGCUGGAACCUCUGUGGAAAGGUUGAGCCAGCACACACAGGCAGGUCAUGAGGAGACUGAUCCACAAGGUGACCGUGCAGAUCUUCAGAAGGAGUUUGAAGCCUGGCUUCAGACAGAGAACACUAAGCUCUGCAGGAUUCUGAGCCGGAAGAGGGCAGUAACCGCAGAAGAGCUGAGACUCAGACAGCAGGAACUUGAGGAACUGCGCUCCCGUGUGGGCUGGGGUCAGAGCCGCCUGCAGUUGCUGAUGUCCCGGGUCGGGGCAGGGGAGCACAACCCAGGCCUUGAGGAGCUGAGGUACCGCUGGAUCCUGUACAAAUCCAAAUUAAAGGGCGUGGGGGACCUGGCGGCCCGCCUGAGACAUAAGGAUGUCAGUGCUCUACAUCAGGAACCAUUAAGGACGGAUAAGACGCGCUCCGGGUUACUGCAGCGCGCCUGCUGCGCCGCUCUGCCCCUGCAGCUGCUGCUGCUGUCUCUGCUGCUGCUGGCGUUCCUCCUGCCCCUCACAGACGAGGGCGCCAGCUGCUCCCUCGCCAACAACUUCGCCCGCUCCUUCAAGCUCAUGCUGCGCUACGAGGGCCCUCCGCCCACCUGAGAGCACCGCCCGCCGGCCGCGCCCCUCGAAGACACACCCACAGGAAACACUCCCUGCAGAAAGACUGACAUGGUCUUGACCAACCUGGUAAACUGGAAUGGAUAUUUAACAUUAUCGAACUCAUUCUUAUAAGAAGGAAAUUAAAUGCAUUCAGAACCUCGUAGCUAUAUUUAUAGUGUAAGUGCUGUGCAGAAUUUUCCGGCAUACCAGUAGUCGAUGCAGCUUUUUAGUCUUAUUUUUCAAAAGCACUUCAAACAUUAAACAGUCCCAUUUUCCCUGUUUGUAAAGCAUGCCUCCUUUGUAUGCUGUAAAGUCACCAUGCAGAUAUCUGUACCAACCUUUGGGAUGGUAAAGGGUUAAUCAGAUGUCUGUACUGCUCUUUGAGCUUUUAAAGGGUUGAUCAGAUAUGUGUAUUGAUUUCUGAUGUUGUAAAAGGUUUAUGAGAUUAUCGUAUUGAUCUUUGAGUUUGUAACGCAUUGAUAAGAUGACUCCAGCCGUUUCUGACUUUCUGAUGAAGUAACCUCAAAUCAAGAUGGCAGUCCGUCAGAUAAGAUGAAGACCUCUUCUCCACAAAACGUUCUCAUAUUUAUGCACUUAAUGAUGUAUGGUUAGACCUCAGAGAACAUAGUGAUGCUCUUCCAGUAGAAGAAAAGUCACUUUACACUGCACUGAGAAUCCUUCAGUAAUGUCACAUAUAAGGAUUUUCUCUAUGUAUUCAUUAUCACACUAACAUGCUAAGGAAUACCAUUUUAUUCCUGACCGUUACUCACAUGUGCUGUUUAUCUGAUUGAUAUACCUUUAGGAUGCAUGUAUGUAUGGAUAUGUAUGUAUGUAUUUGUGUAUAUGCUUGAGGAGCAACCUGUUUACAUGUCUUAUGUUAGAAAAAAAUCUUACCUUUCACCUCAUUU